Molecule: messenger RNA, 1287 nt
Organism: Didymosphaeria variabile
Lineage: Eukaryota; Fungi; Ascomycota; Dothideomycetes; Pleosporales; Didymosphaeriaceae
Gene: MTC6
Product: Maintenance of telomere capping protein 6
Exons: 2
Coding region: 1-1287 (428 amino acids)
Source: RefSeq, a predicted model, not a curated record
AUGAUCCUGCACUCUCCUGCAUCAGCGUCGACAACAGGAGGGUCGUCAAGAUCAGGCUCCUCUUCAUCAUCGUCUGGCGCGACACCCACGCCUUCCACUUCGGUUUCUGCUCCAGUACAGGCUCCCAAAGAAGGUGUCUUGUAUCAAUUAGGGAGCUAUAACUGCACGUCCACGAUAACACUCAACUACCUCACCGGAAUUUUCAAUGACUUCCUGGAGGCGACAUCUACCACCACCGAUGCUUCAUUCACAUAUCUACUUCUCAACAUCCACGCCGCUGCUUCCUGGCAACAUCCCAACGAGCCCGCCCAACAACCCGCCGGCGGUGUCCUUCCUCGGGCAGCCGGAAACCUCCUCAGCAACGUCAUGAAAGGCAACCUCUCCGAUCAGUUGUAUACACCGUCGAAACUUGCGAAUGAACGCGCAAAGCUGAGUAAUUCCUGGAACAAUGUCGACGCGGAUAACAAGCCAAGAGGAGGUUACUAUACGGUAGAAGGAGCUAACAGCAAUGAUCCAUCUUCCGCAGAUGGAUGGCCGGAUGAAGCAUAUGCUCAAUUUUCCAAGUUCUACCGCCUCAUUGCGAUAUUCGGCACUGUCGAUCCGCAAAUGGGUGACUAUAACAUGAGCCUUGACGCGGAUACAAUCUUCCCCUCCGAGACGAUCUCUUUCCAGCCUGAUGUCUCGUUCUCGUCCUCCGGCUCCCUGAGUGAAGGUUGCCUCUUCGACGCCUUCGACAAGACGGUCACACCGCAAAGAAACUCAUCCUUCGCCGUCGGCGUUGUGCCACCAACCCUCUCCGUAUCCUCCAACCCAGACCUCUUCUCCCCAAUCCCUCUCAUCUCAAACCUUACUGCCUGCGGCAUAUCACCAAUUCUCAACCACUCCCUCGCCAACACCACCGCAGACAAGAACCCCCUUCCCUACGCCGCCUUCACACACUCUUACCUCUGGACCUGGGCCCCCGGCGAGCCGCUCAACGCAACAGACGCGUCCACCUCCGGCGCGACAGGCAAUCGCUGCGCAGCCGCAUACACAGAAGGCGAGUGGUCCGGCCGCUGGCACGUAGUGGACUGCAACACGCCUUUGCGCAUCGCAUGCCAGGACCCUUCCUCCCCUACUCCUGGAGCAUCUCCCCCGCCCCGCAACCUCCGAAGACGCAACCAACGCGUGCGCCUCCCCUCCACCUUCUCCGUCCCGCACACCCCGCUCGAAAACGCACAUCUGCUUUCCGCCGCUCGCGCAGCCCUCUCCUCGACCGCUCCAACAUCAACACCUCUUCCAUCCUAA